AUAUGUCAUGUUUUUCGCGUUUAUAUAUUUACGCAAUAGUUGCAUGCUUAUGAUGGAGCAAACAGUUUCUUAGUGGUUGAGACCACUUUUUUUUUAGUUUUUCUAUAUUUUUAUAAAAGUUUUAACCAGAUUUAUCUGCAAAGAAUCGUAUCAGAAAAUAAAAUUCUAUAAUUAAAAUAAUGCGUGUUUUCAUGAUGCAAAAUUUUCAUCGAUUAACUUUAUUUAUAUGGCUUGUAUCUAUUCUAACCUUAUCUAUCAGUGAUGAAAUUAAAACAGAUGGUAAUACAUCUUUAACGUUAAAUAUAAACAAUGUUGGUAGUGAUUCCAAAACUGAACAUCGAAUUUCAUCUUCAUCAAUUGAAUUUAAUUCUAAAAUACAGAAUCAAAGUAUUGCCACUCCUUUAGUUGCUGGAGAAGGUGGUCCAAUAUCACUUAUACCUCCUACUCAGCAAACAUCUACUAUUUCCCAUUUAAAAGAUGUUACUGAUAAUUUAGAUUUACAAGAUAAUUUAUCACAGAAAGAAGAUGAUAUUUUAUAUAAGAAAAAAAAGAAUACUUCUAAAAUCGUGUCGAGGAAAGGAGCAGAUAAUGGAAAUAUUUCUAUUAAAAUGACACCAUCCAAUGACACAAAACCUGUAAUUGAAUUUUCAACAAUAACAAGUAAUAUUUCUAAUAAUGCAAAAAUUGAUAUAAAUAUGAAUAAUUCAAAAUCAAAUAUUAAUGACAAAAAUAUAAAUAAUGCUUCAAAUAUAAUUGUAAAUAAUACUUUAUAUUUAACAAAUGUAACACAAAAAUUAUUAAGUGCUCCUGUAACAGCAUCAUCAAUCCAAGAACAUAAACCUAAACCAACUGUAACAGUAAUAGAAUCUAAUAAUGAUAAACAAGCAUUUAUACCUCAUAUUAAAGGUUCACGCUUAGGAAUGCCAAAGAAAAUUGAUUAUGUCUUACCAGUUAUUGUUACUCUUAUAGCUCUGCCAGUUUUGGGUGCUAUUAUUUUCAUGGUUUAUAAACAAGGUAGAGAUUGUUGGGAUAAAAGACACUAUCGACGAAUGGAUUUUCUUAUUGAUGGCAUGUACAAUGAUUAAUAUCUAUAAAUAUGAGAUUAUUAAUUCGGCUCAUAAUUUUCAUUCAUAUAUGCAUUACAUAUACAUAACAGUUGAAUAUAUUUUGCCAUUAUAGCUAGAAAAAACAUUAUAUUUCAAUUAUAUAAUAUUUUUGUUUUACUGCAAUUUUCUGCAUAUAUUUUUAUCAUACUGCCUUAAUAUGAGAUUUGUUAUUAUAUAUUAAUUAGUAUCAUGUUUAUAAUUUUAGACAAAUGGUGCAUAGGAAAGACAAUAUGGAAAUAACAACAAAUUUACAAUUAUAGCAAUAACAAUUUAUUAUGAAUUCUAAAAAUGAAGUACUUUCAAAGUAAAGAUUUUAUUUUAAUUUAUAAAAUAAUAUUAGUGACACUUUUAUAAUUGUAUAUUAAAGCAAUUUUUAAAAUUAGAGAUUUUAAUUACAUUACUUUUUCAUUAAAAAUUCUUAAUAAAAAAAUAAAUGUGCCAAGAAUUUUUAACUAUGAAACCAGUGAUACAAUAUCUUUUCUUCCAAUAUAUAAAAGUAAGUUUUUUUGAAUAUGAAAAAACAUAUUUAUAUUUUGUACUGUAACUUAAAUUUGUUUUUAAUUAUAUUUCCAUAUGAUUUCCUCUUCAUUAAAAUUUGAUUUUAUUUUUUAAAUUUUGUAAAAUGCUCUUUAUAUUAUAAAUUGUAAAAUAGUAGUAUUUAGCUCGCCAAAGAAGUCAUUAUGUAAUUUGAUGUUUGCAUUUACUUAUUAUAAUUAUUAUGUGUUAUUAUCUUUUUACUUAUAUUUUUGAAAAAAUUUGUUUAUAUAAAUUGAUAAUUAUAAUUAUAAAUGGAAGAAUAAAAUGGACAUUAAAUGUCCAUUUGUAAAAUUAUUAUAUUAUAAAAUAUAUAAGCAAUGAUUUAUGCAAUUACUUUAUCUAAUAAGGUUGCUGCAGUUGUUAUUAAUGCUGGUAGAAUUUUACGAACUUUUUUAUCUUUUUUAAUGUUCGUAAAAUUUGUAUACUAUUCAGAUAUAAUAAAGCAAUAACUAUUUUUAUAUAUGUAUGUAAAAAAAUUAUUUAUAUUCUUAUAAAAUAUAAGUACUUGUAAUUGAAAA
Molecule: messenger RNA, 2161 nt
Organism: Apis florea (little honeybee)
Lineage: Eukaryota; Metazoa; Arthropoda; Insecta; Hymenoptera; Apidae
Source: RefSeq, a predicted model, not a curated record